AUGUCUUUGAUACUUAUUAUGGGAUUACCAGCAGCAGGGAAAUCAACUCUCGCUGCGAAACUACUCGAUUAUCACCCAAAUUCUGUGUUGUUUUCGCUAGACGACAUUAACGGCCGAUGGUCAAGUGAAUUUCAAGCUCAUGUCGAUAGAAAAUCUUUCGAACAAACGGUUCGAAUGUAUCUGGAGCAAAAUUGCGAUGAUGAAUUUAAUGGAUGGGUGAUUGUAGACGACAAUUUCUACCUUCAAAGUAUGCGACGUCCAUUCAAGAGGAUGGCUCGUGCGUUUGCACUUCAAUUUUACUGUAUUCUGAUGGAAUGUGAUGUGCAAGAUGCUUUGCUAAAGAACUCUAAUAGGGGUGAAGAUCGAGUUUCUGAGGAAACGGUUCUCAAAAUGGCCCGCGAAAUGGAGGUUCCCGAGGAUGCUGUGGUCUACAAAAAUCAGAAUUUAGAAGAGAUUACCAAGCAACUUAGCAAAUCUCGUCCAAAACGAGCUCAGAGACAGAUAACGCCCCCUACUCAAACUUCUAACUCAGCUCUGUCAGAAGUAGACCGAAUACUGCGCACAGUGGUAUCAGAAGCCGUACAGGGAGGAAUGGAUGGCCGAAUACUCUCCUUUGCCAAGAAAGCUGUAAUGGAUAUGUGUCGACACUCGAGAUGUGCACCAGAUUUUGAUGGGAUUCGAGAGUUACUGGUGAAAGAGUAUCUCACCAUCAAAAGCAGGGCGACUGGCGAAUUACAUUAA
This is a messenger RNA of Strongylus vulgaris, 741 nucleotides long. NCBI's taxonomy places the organism in Eukaryota, Metazoa, Nematoda, Chromadorea, Rhabditida, Strongylidae. The record is from the annotation of a GenBank genome assembly.